AUGUCUUCUGAUUUCGAUGCUAUUUGGGAGGACCUUCUGGCGGAUUUGAAGACACUACCUGCUAUCUCGUUUGAUGGGUUUGCCCGUCGAAUCCAUUUUCGAGCUCGCUGGAAUAGUGACUUCAACAGUCUGAGGAAGUACAUUGGCACUGACCAACCAUACCCUGCUGGCGAUGAAAAUCACAACCAGGAGCUUGAUGGCAUGGACACGGGAAAUGACUUCAGCAGGCUGGGAAAUUGGUUUCUUACUGCCGAGUUCAUGAGCAUUGAUGACGAUGGCUAUUGGCAGAAAUAUCUAGCAAUGCAACUUUUCCCGUUCAUUAUCUAUCCUAUCUUUACCCCAGAAGUACUCCGCGGUCUCAUGUCGAUGUGUCUUGCCGAGCAUCUCAAUAGUAAAUUCAAAAGCAAUGGUCAUCCUAGCCUCAUGGAGCUAGCAAACACUACCGGCUUCGCGGACUACUUCAUCAACAGAAUACAAACCAAAUCUUUCAUUAUUAACCUUGCCUUGACUGAUCCCACAAGGUCAGAUCAUUUGUUUAGCAUUUCAACCCUUCUGGUCGCGGACUAUCUGUAUUACAAAACGGCUUGGCUUGACAUAUUUAAACUGCUGUCGAAAGACAGACCAAGCUUUAAAGCACUCCAUGCCUGGUCUCUUGUGACAUGGAAUGAGCAGGAACGGGGAGAUGGAGUGGAGACAGAUAACAUUGUGAAGAACUGUGGUAUAGCCGCGACAAUGGCAUAUUGUUCUGUGCUAGGCUCGCUGUCGACUUUCGAUGCACUGAACUUCUUCUACAAGGCAGUAAUGACUGCGAUUGAUACAGAUUCAUUUCCAGAACUUCGCCCGUACCUCGACAGCAUCCAAGCAAGUCUGAAGAGGUUGAUUGACGAAGCCGCCAUCAUCAACGAAUUCGUAAGCUACUCCGAGAAGCUUUACACGACCUUCUACCACAACAUGUCCGAGAAUUGGCGUGAUGGAGUACGCAACGCGUGGAGAGAACGUAAUACUGGCGCUUUAACAGACUGGGUCAACAAGGGAAUCUAUCUCCGCUUAUACCGGUGGAAUUACAAUCUAGUCUCUUAUCUGGAACGAACCUGA
This is a messenger RNA of Aspergillus luchuensis, 1095 nucleotides long. RefSeq lists its product as uncharacterized. Lineage: Eukaryota; Fungi; Ascomycota; Eurotiomycetes; Eurotiales; Aspergillaceae. The transcript is spliced from 3 exons. The coding region runs from base 1 to 1095 and encodes 364 amino acids. The record is from RefSeq and is a predicted model, not a curated record.